Molecule: messenger RNA, 1784 nt
Organism: Lagenorhynchus albirostris (white-beaked dolphin)
Lineage: Eukaryota; Metazoa; Chordata; Mammalia; Artiodactyla; Delphinidae
Gene: CENPL
Product: centromere protein L
Exons: 5
Coding region: 367-1407 (346 amino acids)
Source: RefSeq, a predicted model, not a curated record
GGACACACUGUCCCUUGCCCUUUCCCUCCGUGGGCUGAAGCAGACUCCGCAGGAGCGAGGGUCGCGGAGCUGGGUGGCUGAGUCAGCGGAAAUGUCCUUCCCGGCGUGAAGUGUCGGGCUCGGCUGGCGCCUGCGGGAGCGGAGGUCUCCUUACUGGGCCCGUUUGCGUCCGUCGUGAACCCAGCUGUGGUGGAGCGAGAAGGAAUUUGGGAGCGCCAGGGUUUCCUCCGGACUUAACCCUUCGCUGUCAUUUUGGCGGCUGUUUUACUUCAGGGGAUUUCAGUUUCGACGUAGUUUUGGAUCCAGACUUGAAGAAUGAUUCGUGAAGGGAAUGGUUGACAGCGUCAUCACGGCAUUUUAUUGACCAUGGAUUCUUAUGAUGCACCAGAAUCGACUCCUAGACAGUGUGCAUCCUCAAGGCUUAAAGAUUACUUUAUAGGUGCCACCCCUCUGCAAAAACGAUUAGAAUCAGUCAGGAAGCAGACUUCAUUUAUCCCGACUCCACCUCGAAGGAAAAUUCCCCAGUGUUCACAACUUCAGGAAGAUGUUGAUCCUCAAAAGUUUGCAUUCCUUCUGCAUAAACAAUGGACUUUAUAUAGUUUAACUCCCUUAUAUAAAUUCUCCUAUACUAAUUUCAAAGAGUAUUCUAAACUUCUGAAUGCAUUUAUUGCUGCUGAAAAGCAAAAAGGACUUGCUGUGGAAGUGGGAGACGACUUCAACAUCAAAGUGAUUUUCUCUACUCUCCUGGGAAUGAAAGGAACACAGAGAGACCCUGAAGCAUUUCUUGUCCAGAUUCUGUCAAAAUCUCAAUUGCCAUCUGAGCACAGAGAAGGUAAAGUGUUGUGGACUGGUUGGUUCUGCUGUAUAUUUGGAGACAGUCUUCUGGAGACUGUUUCAGAAGAUUUCACCUGUCUACCCUUAUUCCUUGCAAAUGGUGCAGAGACUAAUACAGCCAUAAUUGGAACCUGGUUUCAGAAAACUUUUGACUGUUAUUUUCGUCCCUUAGCAAUCAAUGCGUUUAAUCUUUCUUGGAUGGCUGCUAUGUGGACUGCAUGCAAAAUGGACCAUUAUAUGGCUACUACUGAAUUUCUUUGGUCUGUACCCUGUAGCCCUCAAAGUCUGGAUAUUUCUUAUGCCAUACAUCCAGAAGAUGCAAAAGCUUUGUGGGACAGUGUUCACAAAACACCUGGGGAAGUUACCCAGGAGGAAGUUGACUUAUUCAUGGACUGCCUGUAUUCACAUUUCCAUAGACAUUUCAAAAUUCAUUUAUCAGCCACAAGAUUGGUUCGUGUUUCAACAUCUGUAGCUUCAGCACAUACUGAUGGAAAAAUAAAGAUUUUGUGUCAUAAAUACCUUAUUGGAGUGUUGGCAUAUUUGACAGAACUGGCAAUUUUUCAAAUUGAGUGAGGCCUUGUGGGGACUAUAAGUUAUGGAUUAUAUACCUUUUUCUCAUUGACUAUCUGCCUAAUUGCUAUGCUGAGGGGGACUGCAGGAGAAAUGGGCAUCUGUACAUCUGUUUUCCUCACAGUGCCUUGGAGUUACCCAGAUGAAAGCCAAGAAGGAUCUAGAAGAACAAAGAAGGUGGUAGUGGAUGAACCACAGCCAGGUGCUCGUGUAAUAUAGUCCUGGUCUUCUGGGAUGCCAGUCUGUAGAAUAUGCCGAGUUAUUAAUUUGUUGGCCAUCUUUCUAAAAAAUAUAUAAUGUUUUAUUAUGUGAAAAUUUUUAGGAUUCAAAUGAGAUACCUCUGAUAUUGAAUAUUUCUGAUUUGCAUCUUUAAAACCUUU